Molecule: messenger RNA, 1119 nt
Organism: Canariomyces notabilis
Lineage: Eukaryota; Fungi; Ascomycota; Sordariomycetes; Sordariales; Chaetomiaceae
Exons: 4
Coding region: 111-728 (205 amino acids)
Source: RefSeq, a predicted model, not a curated record
GGAGGACACGUACGGUUCGACGAAAACAUCAAGUUGGACUUCCCAGAUCUCGGCAACGAACUUAGCGUUGUCAGCGGGCGAAGCACUUCCUGGUGGAUAACUCCGAGUCUAUGCGGAAUUUUCAGAACGAGACAGCAGAGACAGUUUGGGUUUUGACUAAACUGCUCAAAAGCAGGGUGGCAAGCCACGACAAGGUCAGUCUCUCUAUGGUGAGAGACCCUCGAGAAAAGGUGUACACGCUGCGGAAGAGUUCUGUGCUGGCGGAUCUUGUCAGGAGCCACCAAUUCAGCGGUGACCAUGAAGCCAGUUGGCUACUGAGCCAUUGGCUUCAGACCCCGGAAGUGACCAAAAAAAUUGUCGCUUCUCUCCAUACGUGCAACCAGCCCAUCAGCCUUUACAUCCUCACCGAUGGCCGGUUCGGGGCCAAUUUACCCGACUUCGCCACUCCUAUCAGUGUGCUUCUAAAGCAGUUGCGGGAGACCACCCCGACCCUGAUGCGGACUUCUUUGGCAAUCACAAUUGUCCAUUUUAGGAACGGAGAUGGCCCGACUGCUGAGGAUGCCGCGCUGCGGGAAAUCCAGCAGAGAGUAGCCAGGAGCCUGAGCCAGAGUGAUAUCCAGUUGCCUCCAUCAUUAUCCGAGAAGGCAGCACCGCUCCGCCUGCCGCAGCCCUCUCAUGGGAUAACGCUGAGCACAUCCACGAUGGUUGAGCAUCGAUAUACGCAGUGAAAGAGCCUAGAAGAUGGGACCAGAGAACCAUUGGAUGCGGAAAGCGCCAUCCCCGAUGUGCCUUCGUAUGCCGGUUCGGACACUGGCUGCAUAUGGGCAAUUGUCGUUGGGGUAACUUCGAAAUUACCGAGUAUCAGCCAGUCCAAGUCAUCAACAGGACUGAAUCCCAGAACAAAACUUGCUCUCGAACUGAGAAGGGGCAUUGGGACUUGUCGGGCGCUCGCAGGACGGCAAGAACAUGAUAAACAAACCAAAGGGCGCCCUACUAGCCUCCCACAAUGUAGUACUGCACCAGCUGUUAACUCAAAGCACUGCGGAACUGGCAACCUCAACCAAUCCAGAAGUACAGAGGCUUAUGCUGCAAAUACCUACCUGACCAAGUCAUGUCAUC